AUAAGCAAUCUAAAUUAUUUAAAAUCAUUUCGGCAUUGUGGAGUGUCAAUAGUAAAACAUGUCGUCGACGGCUUGGGACGAAAUCAAGCGGCUGGCUGCUGAUUUUCAGCGAGUUCAGCUCACUUCGUCACAUCAGAAAUUAUCAGAGCGCAAUUGCAUUGAAAUUAUCAGCAAGUUAGAGAAGCUUGGUCUUCUCAAAGUCUACCACACAAAUGAUGGGAAAGAGUACAUUACCCCGGAACAUCUUACUAAAGAGAUUGAAGAUGAGCUGUUUGUAUGCGGAGGUAGGGUGAACCUCACAGAGCUGGUCAAUGUACUUGGUGUUGAUCUCUCAAUAAUUGAAAAGCGAGCUGCUGCCCUAGCCAACAGACAGUCCUCAAAGACAUACCUUGUGCUAGGAAACCUUGUAUCAAAACAUUACCUUGAUACCAUUGCGGAGGAGAUAAAUGAGAGACUGAUGCAAGCUGGCUGUUUGAAUCUAGUGAACCUUGUAAAGAAGUAUGACCUUCCAGAAAAUUUCUUGUUGGAGGUAGGAGGCUUUUAA
This is a messenger RNA of Penaeus monodon (black tiger shrimp), 544 nucleotides long. Its product is annotated as E3 UFM1-protein ligase 1 homolog. NCBI's taxonomy places the organism in Eukaryota, Metazoa, Arthropoda, Malacostraca, Decapoda, Penaeidae. The transcript is spliced from 3 exons. Bases 59 to 544 code for a protein of 161 amino acids. Gene Ontology annotation, cellular component: endoplasmic reticulum membrane. Gene Ontology annotation, molecular function: UFM1 ligase activity. The record is from RefSeq and is a predicted model, not a curated record. Gene Ontology annotation, biological process: regulation of proteasomal ubiquitin-dependent protein catabolic process; response to endoplasmic reticulum stress; protein K69-linked ufmylation.